Molecule: messenger RNA, 960 nt
Organism: Haplochromis burtoni (Burton's mouthbrooder)
Lineage: Eukaryota; Metazoa; Chordata; Actinopteri; Cichliformes; Cichlidae
Product: cornifelin
Exons: 4
Coding region: 145-531 (128 amino acids)
Source: RefSeq, a predicted model, not a curated record
GGUGCGUCCGGAUUCUUCUGUCAGGUGAUCUCAUGUUUUCUAAAAGGAUUUAAGACAUGAGAGCUUCUCGGAGCUUUCAGAGAUCAGCUGUGACCGAACAUCCACCUCAGAGCUUUCUAAUCGUCAAACACAAAAGGCGCCAUCAUGACUUCUAAAAUGGUUGUUCGGCAACCUCAGCCUAUGAUGUAUACCCAAGAGUCUGAUGAGUGGUCAAGUGGGAUCUGUGACUGCUGUCAAGAUGUGCCAGGGUGCUGUUGUGCUUUCUGGUGCUUGCCCUGCUUUGCCUGCAUAACUUCAAGAGAUUAUGGUGAGCCUCUCUGUCUCCCCCUGCUGGAGAUUUUCAGUGGUUUUAUCCCGGGAAUCACCAUGUCCAUGAGGGUCAACAUGCGACAGCGCUAUCGCAUCAGGGGCACCAUGUGUCGGGAUUGUGUGCUUUCGACUUUCUGUUGCGCCUGCAGCUGGUGUCAGAUGUCCAGAGAAAUGAAGAGUAGGAAUGUUUCAGUUGUUAUGGUCGGUGCCAAAAACACAUAACCUCUUCGCUCUUCAUCAUCACCACCUGGGCUGCUGGUUACUUAAUACAACACCAUCUGCGUGGGAUGUCAGUAACAUUUUACACCGAUGACUUCUUUGAGGAAGAGUAGUGUUCACGUCACUGACAGAAACGUGUCUGUAAAUAUGACUUUAUUAAAGGGAGACGGGAUCGUGGCUUGCUGACUAAAACAUUAUAGAACUCUCUUAAUAAAUUUUAAAAAUAUAUAAUGACCUUUGUCUUGAAUUUUAAUCGUAAUUUUUCUUUGUGAGUUUGCUUACAUACACAACACUAAUGGUUGCAUUUAACAAGUCACAAUCUACGUUCACAAUAAGCACUGGGAUUCAAAAAUUUGUAUAAAAAACUGAAGAAUGUAUUUUUUUUAUCCUGCUUGCAAUUAAAUAAACAAAUAGCACAGAAAUAAAAAGAGA